AUGAAUAGAAAACCCCGCAGUUCGCUGAAAAAAGUCUUGGACGAAAAUGAUCCUACCAUAAAAGCAGUGAAUCGUCGCAUCAGUUUCAGUGGCAAAAAGUUUAUACGCGAAUUCGAUACCACAGAGAAGCCCCGAGACUAUGACAACUCAUAUGAAAUCUCGGAUCAUACGAAUGGCGACGACAGCCAUGGCACUGGAGCAGCAGCAACCUCAACUCUGCUGCAGCUCACAGCGCGGCAAGGAGACAAGGAGAACGAGAAGAUGACGAGCAUAAGAGAAUCGAUAUCAACACAAUACGAUCAGCAACAACACAACGAUUUCACGCUACAACUGCAGACGAGCGUCAAUCUGACGCUAAUGCCGCACGAAUUGGCCAAAUAUCAACGUCUAACCACUACGAUGCCUAUGGAGUUCGAUAGCUUGUCGCUGUCGGAUGUGGAACGCGAGAAGUUGCGUGAAAAUAGCAUGUAUAAAGUGCCGUUAAGUGAGAAAACUAUGGAUUUAAUGCCACAGAAAAUGUUCAUUGAUGAGCUGGACUGCAAGCAAUCGGCCAAGGGAGACAGGAUUUUAAAUACCAUCGAUAUGAGUUGUGUGGCCGACAAGGAAAAUAUUGUGCAACAAAAGACCGUGCUCUUUGAGGACAAUAAUAUAACGUGUGAUUUCAGUGAUAUUGAUCCCCAGCAAAGUGUAGCAGCUGCUGCGGUUGCUGUUAAUGUUGCUGCAACCCCAAAGCAUGAAUCGUUUGCUAUGGAAGAUCGAGAUUGUAUCAACUAUUUGGCUGACGAAUCCACAUCGUCACCAUUGAUACCAUUGGAUGUGAUUAACGAAAACAACAUUAGUAGAAAACUCAACUUUCGGCAGCUUAAUGAUGCCUUAAACGCUGGUCGUAUACAACUAUUUCCCCAUGGACCGAGAACACCAACAACAGAUAAGAUUGUGAAGCCACCACGCUUUUGGCAUGGACUGGAACAGCAGCAGGAUCAACAGGAAUUGCCACUAAGAGAUGCCAUCAAACCGCGUGGCACGCUCAACUUUAGUGAAAGCAUGAUGGUGUCGCCAGUAUCGCAACAACCAAAUAAACCUAUGAAAAAUCCUAUAGAUUAUCCAGUUAGCGGCAAAAAGAAGGAAGAUCAGUUUAAGCGCAACAAUCGCUUUUCCCAGGCUGAUGAAUUUAUGCUGGAUAAUACAAACUUUUUGGUCCACGCCAAAAUGGGCGAUGAAACACAGUCAAGAAAUAGCUCCAAGAGUGCCUCGCGGCGAGAGACCACCUACGAUAAUACUGCCAUGGAACUAGAUGAUCUUGAGAAACAAGAAGCAGCCGUUGUAGCUGCUCUCGAGAAAGUCACACGCCAACAAAAGUUGCAGCGUUGUGUCGCAAUAGAUGAGAGUGAUAUUCAAACGAAACAAAGACUCAGUCGCACUAUGCAGAUGAAUGAAUCAAUUGAAGUAGACCAAAAUCAAUCACAAUUGGCGAAAGCCAUAGACAAGGAUACGUCUAUUCAAGAGCCUGCAAUACCAGUUGCGGAAAAGGAGUAUGUAAUACGCAGACAAACAAUGCGCUUUGCAGAAGCAAUCGACGAAGAUCAGCAGAGUCCUCCAAGGGAUUCGCGUACAGCUGCGCGAAGACAAACAAUGCACUUCGCUGAGGACAUGGAUGAAGAAAUGCAAAGUGCGAAGAAGGAAAAAAAAUUGCCAGUCAACAGACAAACAUUGUUGAUGGCCGAAUCUAUUUACGUGGAUGCACAAAAACCACAUAACGAAGCAAAGCCGCAGGCACCAUUCAAAGUCCAAUCGAAUCGUCGCAGACAAACUGUACACUUGGCAGAAGACAUGGAUGAAGACGUCAUUGAAGAGGACCAGGUGAAACCGCCACAAAAAGAUCCAUUAAUGGAACCUGCCACAAAGCAACGCAAGCAAUCUUUAUGCUUUACGGAAGCUAUUGAUAUAGAUAUGCCAAGUCCUAUCAUCGACACACAAUCCAAAUCUCAAGCUGCUCCACCAACACACAAAUCAAAUCAACGCAGAGAGACUUUGCUAAUGUCAGAAUCAAUGGAAGAGGAGAAACAAAAGCCACAGCUAAAAGCUGCAGCAUUGGAGUGUCUAAAAGAAAGAAAGCGACAAACUUUGCACAUGUCUGAACCCAUGGAAGAAGAGCAUAAAUCAGUUGCAUCUGCCAGAAAGGAACUACCAACAAAAUAUUUGCCGUCUCCACUUGAACACGCUCGGUGUCGACGCAGAGAGACAUUGCUAAUGUCAGAAGACAUCGAAGAGGAGGAACAAAAUCCACAACUCGAAACUGAAGCAGUGAAGUAUCCAAAAGAAAGAAAGGAAGAGGAGCCUAUGAAAGUGCAGUCAGCUGCUUCUGCUAAAAAGCAUUUACCAACUAAAUACCUGCCUUCUCCACUUGAACACGCAUCAAGUCGACGAAGAGAGACAUUGCUAAUGGCAGAAGCCAUUGAAGAGGAGGAGACGAACCCACAAAUAGAAACUACAGCAGUAGAGCACCCAAAAGAAAGAAGGCGACAAACAUUACACAUGUCUGAACCCAUGGAAGAGGAGCCAAUCAGAGUACAGUCAAUUUCUUCUUUUAGCCAACGUAAAGCAGAUUUAACAAAGCAAUUACUAACCAAAUAUCUGCCUUCUCCACUUGAACACGCUCGGUGUCGACGCAGAGAGACAUUGCUAAUGUCAGAAGACAUCGAAGAGGAGGAACAAAAUCCACAACUCGAAACUGAAGCAGUGAAGUAUCCAAAAGAAAGAAAGCGGAAAACAUUACACAUGUCUGAACCCAUGGAAGAGGAGCCUAUGAAAGUGCAGUCAGCUGCUUCUGCUAAAAAGCAUUUACCAACUAAAUACCUGCCUUCUCCACUUGAACACGCAUCAAGUCGACGAAGAGAGACAUUGCUAAUGGCAGAAGCCAUUGAAGAGGAGGAGACGAACCCACAAAUAGAAACUACAGCAGUAGAGCACCCAAAAGAAAGAAGGCGACAAACAUUACACAUGUCUGAACCCAUGGAAGAGGAGCCAAUCAGAGUACAGUCAAUUUCUUCUUUUAGCCAACGUAAAGCAGAUUUAACAAAGCAAUUACCAACCAAAUAUCUGCCUUCUUCACUUGAACUCGCAUCAAGUCGACGCAGAGAGACAUUGUUGAUGUCGGAGGCCAUCGAAGAGGAGGAACUUAACCCCCAACUUCCGACUGCUGAAGUAGAACAUCAGUCGAACAGACGGCAAACAUUGCUCUUAGCGGAGCCCAUCGAAGAAGAUCUAAUGAAAUCAGAACCGAUCACAGAGAAGGAAUAUCUAACCAAUCAACGCCAAACCGAUUACAGAAGGCAUUUACCAAAUAAACAUCUGCCUUCUCCACUCGAACACGCAUCAAGUCGACGCAGGGAAACAUUGUUGAUGGCUGAACCCAUCGAGGAAGAAGCAAUGCAACCAGCAGCUGCUAAUGGAGAACAGUCGAAAAGCGGACGCAGGCAAACAUUGCAUCUGUCCGAACCUAUUGAAGAGGAGCCAAUGCAAUUAAAGCCAUUAACUGCUGGACACCGAGCCAAGCCUUUAUAUGUUGGGAAAGCAAGUGAGGAAUCUAUUUCAGUUGCUCCAAGUACGCAUAAGAUUGAGCAAUCGUUCAAGCCAAACAGACAAACAAUGCACUUGGAUGAGCCCAUCAUAGAAGACUUGCCAAAUAUAUCAAGUGAUCCUGGAGGAAAGCCCGCUCCCUUUGCUGUACAGACUCACAGCAUUCGCAAACAGACGCUGCACUUUGAUGAGGAAAUGCAAGAAGCAGGAUCUAAUGCAAUGAAAGAAAUUAACAACAGAAACAGGCAAACAAUGCACUUGGCUGAACCCAUAGAAGUCGACUUGCUUAUUAUACCAAAUGAUCCUAAAGCAAAGUUGGCUCCUUCUGCUGUAAAGCCACACGGUAUUCGCAGACAGACACUUCACUUUGAGGAGGAAAUUGAAGAAGACAUUCAGCCCAUACAACGCGAAAUGAUAAAUGAGGGAGUUUCUUCAACGGAAGAAAAGAGCAACAAACGCACACAAACGAUGCAUAUGGCAGAGCCAAUGGAAGAGGAGGCAGUCAAUGUACCAAUUCAUCUUAAAGCAAAAUGUGCUUCUUUUGCUCUGCAGAUGUCAAGAAUUCAUAGACAGACACUGCACUUUGAGGAGGAAAUGGAAGAAGACAUUCAACCCCUUCAGCGUGAAAUGCAUUCAAGUAUAGGAGGUGGUUCACUAGAACAAAAAAGCAAUAAACAUAGACAAACACUACACAUGGCUGAACCCAUCGAAGAGGACUCCUUCAGUAUAAACAUUAAACAAGCGGCUGCUCCUAUAGAUUCUCGCCAGAAGCAGUGCCCAACGCUGCAUUUGAGGGAAGUAAUUAAAAAGGAACCGACCUCGAAAAGCAAUCAACGACAAACUCUAGCUCUACCUGAGCCUUUUGAUGAGAAUUCAAUAAGGAAUGAAAAAGACAUUUGCCAGACACAGUCAGCAGCCACGACGAGACAAGAUGUCAUUGAUAUCGAUGACAGUUGCAUUGAAAUAGUCCCCACAUAUCCAGCAGUGCUAAAGCCUCACCAGACAUUAUGUAUGUCCGUAGAUAUGAAUGAAGAUGACAUGCCAGCAACUACACCGCCUGAGCCAAGUAGCAUCCAACCAAGAAUAACGUUUCUUGAGAAUAUGGAUUUGGAAUUUCUCAGCCCAGUUGCAGACAAGGCCGGUUGCGAUUCUCCCUCAGAUUCGGGCGAAUGGCUUGCGCAAAUGAAUGCCAAGAUGCGUAAAACUUAUGUGAAUCCCAACAAUGAUAAAACAGAAAGCAGAAAAGUGACUAUGGAAACGCCCAAAAACAAGAAAAUGAUACAACGAAGCUGUUUCCCCAUCACACCUGGUCGUUCAAUUAUCGAAUACGAAGACGUGGAGGAGAUGUGCAAUAUCGGCAACUCAGAAUUAGCAACGACAAAUGCUGCAUCGAAACAGUCUGUGGACAUGGAAGUAGAUAAAUCCAUCUUUGGUACGCCAUUGACAUCCUUUAACGUCAAACGAUUGCCUACUCAUUUGACUCCAAAUCUGCCACAACCAAAGAAACGCAAUACACAAUACUCUGGAAAACAAAACGAUUCAAACAACUCUCAACUUCAGUUGGAUAGACCAGUUAAGGAAACAGAUGCACCUCUUUCAACUAGCAAGAACAAAUCACAUAUUCUUGUGCUUGGCAAGUCCUUGAACUCGCCAUAUUCAGAAACUGAACAGCUAGAUGGCACUGUUCAAAUGGUUAGAGCGCAAAUGAUACGCCAAACACGUGUAGAAACCUUGCGACCCAUGGAACAAAAUUUGAAAGAACGAACAAUAGCAACUUAUGAGGACAACCCGAUUACCAUAUCCGAUGUGUCAAGUCAUUUUGCAGCACAAAAGGAACUCGCCAAGCAGGAUACAAAGAACACUUCAAGCACCAGCGGCAGCUCCAACGAGAAUAGCAAUAAAAGCUAUGGAAGAUCGCACAAAAAGUUUCUCAAUCUCAGCGGAGAUACGGAAAUCUUUGACGCCGCUGAAGUUAUUGACUUGUCGCUUGAAGACAAUGAAAUUGAAAAGACGCGGCUAAGUUUGGUGUCAACCUUGUUAGACGAGGAGGAAGCCAGCCUUGUUGAUGGCGUUGACAUCGAACUCAAGGCGGAGCCUGAACCUAUAACAGAGCCUGAGGCAUGCCUCGAACGAGUAAAUCCACCAGCGCCAGCUGGGUCUGUGUAUGCGUGCAAGAAAUGCACACAUUGCAGACGUUCCUUAAGUGCAACGCUGCCAAAUGAAACAGUUGAAACAUUUGAGUUACCAAAUUGGGAUGCGCUGGAGCUGGGACUUGAGCGAUUGAAGCGUUUGCGACAACAUCCAACGCUUGAUGAAGUCGAAAGAUAUUUUGAACUCAAGGAUAUGGAACGGUAUUCCAGUGUUAGUGAUCUCAGCGAAUCAUCCGAUGAGGAUACACAUCGCAUAACACUACAAGAUUUGCUUGCUGAUUUCAAGCGCAAAUUUGAGGAAAUGUCGAAAAAUUUGCCCGAACCUGUUAUAGUCGGGUCUUAUGCCAAACGAUUGAAAACCGCACUGCAAGAACAGUCACCUCGUUGGAUUUUCGAUUGUGAACUCCAAUGCGAUCGUCAAUAUAUCGUCACGCAUAAAACAAUUAGCACAUUUCGCUUGGUUAUCAACUAUGAACCGCUGGAUAUUAUGGAAACUGAUAUAAAAGUGCGCAAAAUAAAAGCCACGACUUUUAACACCAUUAUUACAAAGUCCCAAUGGGGAGUACUUUCGCAUCUGAUGGACUUUCAGUUAAGACUUGCACUGCCAUUCAAUCUCAUGAUACUUUUAGAUGGCAAUAAAGUGGAUGAUGUCGUGAAAUUUCUAAAACACAUCGAUACUAUUUGCGUGAAGACCAAAAAGUUAUGCAAUGAUCUGCGCUUGUUAUUAAUAUCAAAACAGGCCUUGCUUAUAAGGCAACCCAAUCGCACUGUAGUCAGAAAAACUAUUCGAAAAAUGACUCGAACAAAGGAUGAGGCACACUCUCGCUAUGAGAAAACAAAUUUUAUCAUUGAAAUCACUAAUGUGGAGAAGCUAUCAUUUGAAAAUAUUCUUGAGCCGCCGCUGUAUCAUUUCGAUGAAAAAAUUCAGUUCUUACCAAAGGGCAUUGCUUUUCUGGAUACAUUCCUUGAACAUCCGGAACAAUAUCUUAAGCCAAUAACUCAACCAACUAACUAAAUUCACUUCAUUUAUCUAUCUAUCUAAUUUAUUCGUAUGUGCUAAGUGACAUCAGCUCACUAAAAUGUACGUAAUAAGAGCGAUAAAACUUUCAAUCGAUAAGGCUAAGAAUAGUCACAUAAGAUUAAUUGUGGAGAAUAAUCAUGUACGUCAUUAAACUAUGUAAUCGGCAAUUAUCUACAAGUUGCAUAUACAGACAUCUUAUCAGUUCACAAUACUUAUAUUUGUACUUUAAGUUAUCAGUUUAGUUGCUAUUGAAACGUUGGAAGUGCUUGCACGAUUGAAAGAGCUCUUUAAUUAACUAAAGUAAUAUCUACAAUAAAUAUUCUGUUAAGUUUAUGAAUAAAAAAGCCAGUUUUUGAAGGAAAUGACAA
Messenger RNA from Drosophila sulfurigaster albostrigata, 7118 nucleotides. RefSeq lists its product as uncharacterized. NCBI's taxonomy places the organism in Eukaryota, Metazoa, Arthropoda, Insecta, Diptera, Drosophilidae. Bases 1 to 6744 code for a protein of 2247 amino acids. The transcript has 9 exons. The record is from RefSeq and is a predicted model, not a curated record.